UGGGGUCAAGGGUCACGCAAGAUGGCGGCGCCCAAGAGCCAGUGAGGCUUGCAGCGGAGAAUGGCGUGGACGGCGCUAGCGGCGGGAGCACGGCUGGGGCGGCGGCUGAGCGCGCCGGGGCCGGGCCCCGGAGGUGGACUGGGGCGGGGACACUGGACGGCGGCCGGCCGCUCGCGGAGCCGGCGCGAAGCGGCGGAGGCCGAGGCGGCUACUCCCGUGUUCCAGUACGUGGGCGAGCGCGCGGCCCGCACCGACCGCAUCUUCGUGUGGGGCUUCAGCUUCUCGGGGGCGCUGGGCGUGCCCACGUUUGUGCUGCCCGGCUCGGGGCCCGAUCCCCGCGCCGGCCGCCCGCGCCGCAGGAUCCAGCCCGUGCCCUACCGCCUGGAACUAGAUCAGAAGAUUUCAUCUGCUGCCUGUGGCUAUGGAUUCACACUGCUGUCUUCAAAAACCAAGGAGAUCACCAAAGUUUGGGGUAUGGGACUCAACAAAGAUUCUCAGCUUGGAUUUCACAGGAGCAGAAAAGAUAAAGGGAGGGGAUAUGAGUACGUAUUGGAACCCUCGCCCAUCCCACUGCCUCUGGACAGACCUCAGGAGACACGGGUGCUACAGGUCUCCUGUGGCAGAGCCCACUCUCUCGUCCUGACAGAUAGCGAAGGAGUCUUCAGCAUGGGAAACAAUUCUUAUGGACAAUGUGGAAGAAAAGUGGUUGAAAAUGAGAUUUACAGUGAAAGUCACAAAAUCCAUAGAAUGCAGGACUUCGAUGGACAGGUGGUGCAGGUUGCCUGUGGGCAGGACCACAGUCUGUUCCUAACUGACAAAGGAGAAGUCUAUUCUUGUGGAUGGGGCGCAGACGGGCAAACAGGUCUGGGCCACUACAAUAUCACCAGCGUACCUACCAAGCUGGGCGGGGACCUUGCUGGGGUGAACAUCAUCCAGGUGGCCACCUAUGGUGACUGCUGCCUGGCUGUGUCGGCCGAUGGAGGCCUCUUUGGUUGGGGGAACUCUGAGUACCUGCAGCUGGCUUCUGUCACGGACUCCACGCAGGUGAAUGUCCCCCGGUGCUUACCCUUCUCAGGCGUGGGGAAGGUGGAACAGGCUGCGUGUGGUGGUACAGGCUGUGCUGUGCUAAAUGGAGAAGGCCGUGUUUUUGUCUGGGGUUAUGGAAUUCUUGGAAAAGGACCAAACCUCGUGGAAACGGCUCUUCCAGAAAUGAUUCCACCCACUCUCUUCGGCUUGACGGAGUUCAACCCUGAAGUCCAGGUGUCCCGCAUUCGAUGUGGACUCAGCCACUUUGCUGCCCUGACUGGUGACGAUGCCAGGAGAGCCCGUAGAUGUGGCGUGUGGCGUGGAUCACAUGGUUACUCUGGCCAGGUCAUUCAUCUGAAUCUCCUUCGUGACCCUCUGGGCCGCUUGGACUCUUGGCAGAGGCACCAGCUGGGGCUCUUGAGAGGGGUGAAAGAGGAUCAGGGCUCAUGGUGACGUGUGAUGCUCCCUUCUCAAGCCCUUUGCGGGUACACGUUGGAAGUCCUGGGGAUGUGGCCCUUCUCCACCUAAGGAUGAGGCCUGUUGGACUCAGCACAGGAGACUGCUGUUAUCGGGCCAGUUCCAGCCCGCUGGUGUGCCAGGGCUGUUGUGGUCCGGCAUGUGAGAACCAUUAAUUUGCACGUUUUGACUUUCUGGGUAAUACAUGAAGGUUUCUGGUGUCAUGUCUGACCUGAGAAACUGGUCUUAGGAACGUUUGGCUCUCACACAUGCCAUUUAGUUUGAUCUUAAGGUGCCUUGACAGAAUACAGUGCUCCUAGGGGCUUCCGAACCCUUCUGAUCUCAGUGGAGCUCUGGGCUGGUGUUUGGGCAUCAUGGUGAGUCCCAGCCUAGCUGAGGGAGCCUGGUUGGCUUCAGCCUGGGGUUUUCAUCAGGUCCCUGCUGCCUACCCACCAUUCCCGGUCAGCUGCCUCAUAGCCCAGCUGGGUGCUGGGACAUAAGCUGAAAUUCCUCAGAACAGGCCUGGAAUCCUGUGGGCCUAUGGCUGUCACCAGCCUUGUAACCAUUCUCACUGCUUUGCUUGGAAAAGUGGAGGAAGAGGAAGUUGGAGGCCAAGUUCUGGUGGGCCUAGGACUCAGAACAGUGCCCUGAUGCCAGCCUUGGAGAAAAAAAGAUUCAGAAAUUGUGAAAAACAUUUAAGUUUGUAAUGUAACUUAUCUUUUUCUCCAAAAAAAUCUCUUGAAAAAUCUUUUGAAAUAAAAUCUAUUUUCUGCCUUUUACUUUUA
This is a messenger RNA of Talpa occidentalis (Iberian mole), 2267 nucleotides long. RefSeq names its product RCC1 like (gene RCC1L). The record is from RefSeq and is a predicted model, not a curated record. The coding region runs from base 61 to 1479 and encodes 472 amino acids. NCBI's taxonomy places the organism in Eukaryota, Metazoa, Chordata, Mammalia, Eulipotyphla, Talpidae. The transcript is spliced from 10 exons.